Patiria miniata (bat star) is the source of this 7590-nucleotide messenger RNA. RefSeq names its product intersectin-1-like. The record is from RefSeq and is a predicted model, not a curated record. Bases 190 to 6213 code for a protein of 2007 amino acids. Gene Ontology annotation, biological process: positive regulation of Rho protein signal transduction. The transcript is spliced from 42 exons. Gene Ontology annotation, molecular function: guanyl-nucleotide exchange factor activity; calcium ion binding; protein binding. Lineage: Eukaryota; Metazoa; Echinodermata; Asteroidea; Valvatida; Asterinidae.
CUUUCCGCUCAUACGGACGCCAUUAGUGGGCGAGUCCUACAUGUACCGUCGUGUUCGUGAACGAUGGGGAAAUAACGAUCGAUUUCCACAUGAGUUUUCACCAGUUUAGGAGAUAAAGACUGCCUUAAUUAUAAUCUUUAGUACUGUUAGAGAGUUGAGUAAUAAAGUGGAACCUGGAGGUUGUACAAGAUGAUGCAAGCACAGGAUUGGAGGAUAACAGCGGAAGAUCGGGCCAAACAUGACGCCCAGUUCUAUCAACUCAAGCCAGUCAGUGGCUUUAUCACAGGAGAGCAGGCUAGAGGGUUCUUCCUUCAGUCUGGUCUCGCCAAGAACGUCUUGGGUCACAUAUGGAACCUUGCGGACAUGAACGGCGAUGGCAAGAUGGACCAGCAGGAAUUCUCCAUCGCUAUGUACCUCAUCAAGAAGAAACUACAAGGGGCGGAGCUUCCUAACACCCUCCCACUGUCACUCAAGCAACAACCUAGUCCUAGUAUGGGUGGAGGGUUUGGCAACUCCUUCUCUAUGGGUAUGAGUACUGGCGUAGCACCCAUACAGUCAUCAGUCAGUAUGGGCACCAUGGGAGGCAUGGGUACCAUGCAACCUAUGACGGGUUCCGUAGCGCCAGGGCAAGGGGGGUUUAACACCCUACCCAGCAGGAGUAGCCCCAUGUCGCUAUCAGGAAUGACCAUGGGUACAUCUGGCCAGAUGCUUGGACAGUCUGGUGCCGGUGGUUUCCAAGGAGUCGCGCGGUCUGCUACCCUGCCUCACACAGCUACCCAGCCAGUACAUUCAUCUCCAGAAAGGUCAGCCUCCAUGACCUCAGGUCCUGAGUGGUCCAUUCCUCACGGCUCCAAACUACGCUACAAACAGACUUUCAAUACUAACGAUAAAACACGCAGCGGGUUUCUGACUGGACCCCAGGCAAGACAGAUACUCAUGCAGACGGGUCUACCGCAGGGUAUCCUGGCUCAGAUAUGGGGUCUAUCUGACAUCGACAACGAUGGUAGACUGACUCAAGAUGAGUUCUGCGUGGCCAUGUAUCUUGCCGAUAUGUCCAAGUCGGGUCAGACUCUCCCAGCUACCCUCCCAAUGCACUUAGUACCUCCAUCCUUCCGUAGAGGCAGAUCAGGGAGCAACACGGCCUCCAGCAUGGGACAGAGCAUGGGGUCUGCCAUGGCCCCCAGUGUGGGCCCCAUGGCUCCUAGUAUUGCACCCAUGCAGCAAGCCAUGGGGUCAAUGCCUGCAUCUAUGAUGGGUAUGGGUACCAUGCCACCAUCGGGUGGGAUGAUGGUGAUGCCCAUGGCAACGCCGAUGUCACCUGGGUUGCCACAGCAACAGAGUCUGGAUGAACUGGCGCCACCUGAAGAACUACUAGGACCAGUGUCUUUUGAGGACAAGAAGAAAAAGAAUUUUGAGAAGGGACAGAUGGAGUUGGAGAGGAGACGAGCGAUGCUGAGAGAAGAGCAACAACGAGAGAAGGAUCGUCAACUUCAAAUUGAGAAGCAGGAACAAGAAAAGAAGGAAAGGAUAAGGAUGGAACAGGAGAGGCGGCGGCAGAUGGAGCUCGACAAGAUGAUGGCACGGCAACGGGAGUUGGAGGCAGAGCAAGAGGCCCAACGACUCAAGAUGAUUGAGCAGAGAGAGACUGCUAGACGUGAGUUAGAGAGGCAACGUCAGCUUGAGAUCCAGCGACAGCGACGUCAAGAGCUUGAAGCUCAGAGGAUACGACAUCAAGAAGACGUCUGUCAUCUCAAGUCAAAGAGCAAGACGUUGGGCUGUGAACUGGAGACACUGGAGGAUAAGAAGAACAGUUUGAACAAACAGCUGAGUGAUUCUAAGAACAUCGUGACUGAGCAUCAUACCACCAUCAUCCUAAUGGGACAGACACGGGAUGUCAAGGUGGCCGAGAUUGACAAACUGCAAAAAGCCAUCCAAGAACAAAGACAAGUCAAGCAGAAUUUGGACAGGCAGAAAGAUGUCAUCACAGAUAAGGCCAAGAAACUUGGCAUUGAUAGUCAUGCCACUGAGAAUUACCGUACGGUCAUGCACAGCUUCAACACCAAGAAGACCACAGUAGAACGGCUACGAGAACAACUCAAGCAACACGAAAAUGCCAUGGAAUCCACAUUGCUGGAAGUCGAUGCCAGAAAUAUCAAAAUAACCGAGCUCAAGGAACAAAUUCCCAAAGAGCAAGCGGAGUUGGAUCGUUUGACGACGCUACAGCAGCAGAAACAGCAGCACCAGCAUCAAGCUACAGCUGAUAGUAAGAGAAUGCAGCAACUAGCAGCGGAGAAUGAGAAAAAGAUGAAACUCGCUGCUGAGCAGCAACGAAUCAGGGAAGAGAAUCAGCGGAAACUGAAGGAGGAAGAAGAGCGACGUAAGAAGGAGCAGGUGAGACUAGCUCAGCAGAAAGCAGAGCAAGAAGCUGAGAGGAAGAGACUUGAAGAAGACAAGAAGAAGACACAGGCUGCUCCGGCUGUCGAUCUCUUUGCUAGUUUUGGAAGCAGUGCAGAUGAUCCAUUUGCCAAAGUCUCUGCUGUUGAAAACACAUCGGCAGCCAAGUCAUUGGACCCUGCGGAUCCCUUCGCUGCAUUUUCAGGUUCCCCCGCUACUGUCAAGGUCUCAACAGAUAAGGAAGAUCCUUUUGGAGCCUUUGCAGAUUUUUCCAAUGCAACGUUUGACUUUGGGUCAAGUAAGGAAACCCAGAAAUCAAUCUCCCAGCCCAGUGCAGCACCAAAGCCAGAGCCAGCUCCCAAACCAUCGCAGCCAUCAACCAACGUCACUCUCUCAACGUCUGCAGUCAGCGCAUCCAUCGCACAAACCACCAAAGCCACGAAACCGCCGGUAAUUGCACCCAAGCCCAGUAUUAAUCAUGAUAGCGGGGUACCGACUAAGUCACCGGUGAUGAAGAUGUCUGGCCUGUUGUUUAUGCGUUACAAAGCGCUGUAUCCUUUCCAGGCAGAGACGCCCGAAGAAUUGACCAUCAAUCCUGGAGAUAUUAUCAUGGUGGGUAAUAGUGAGAAUGCAGAGCCUGGUUGGCUCGGCGGGGAACUCAACGGCAAGACGGGAUGGUUCCCUGAGAACUACGCAGAGAGAAUAGAUGACGAAGAGGUCAAACCAAGCAAUGACUUAGGAUGGGCUAGCUUUGGGGAUUCAAGUAGCAACAAACAGACGGAGGUGGUCAAAUCAGAAACUACAUCUUCCACAGAGUCAGCUUCAGCUUCCUCUGCAUUCAGUCAUCCAGUCAAGUCAUCCCCCUUCGCCCAUGUGACUCCCUCAACAGCCAUUCAGCCGGCCCCGUCACCCACGCCUACACCAGGACAGGGCAAGAUAUUACAAGACGGCGUGAAGGCCGAAGCCCUGUAUGACUGGGAUGCUAAGAAAGAUAACCACUUAUCCUUCAAGAAAGGCGAUGUCUUGAUGCUGAAGGAGCAGCAAGAUAUGUGGUGGCUAGGCGAACUGAAUGGCAAACAAGGAUGGUUCCCUAAGACGCAGGUCAAGCAACUACCUGAGGACAAACCAGCUGCAGCUGCAGCAGCAGCAUCAACGGAAGCAUCCUUCCCUGUAGCAACAGGCUCUGUGGCAGCCAUUGCAUCGUCGCUGUUUGGAAAUACUACAUUCACAACGACGGCCACUGUGAAGCCAGCCGUCUCCCCAACGCCCAUGGCUUUCCAACCCCAGCAGGGCGAGGAAUACGUUGCAUUGUAUCAGCACACUUCCAGUGAGCCCGGGGAUUUGCAAUUCUCAGCCGGCGAAACCAUCCUGGUCACUAAGAAGGAUGGUGAUUGGUUGACUGGAACAAUAGGGGACAGACAAGGCAUCUUUCCAGCCAAUAUCGUCCAGCCAAAGGGCAGUGCCACGGCCCAACCAACAGAACCUGCUGUCAACUCAUUUGAACCUUCAUCCGUCAAACAAUCCACUUCCUCUGCCAUCCAGUCCAUGGAUGAAGUGGUGACCAAAUUCCCUUACACCUCAGACCAACCUGGCGAUCUGAAUUUUGAAGCCGGCCAGACCAUCGUUGUUACUAAAAAGGAUGGUGAUUGGUGGACGGGCAGGCUAGGAGACAGGGAAGGCAUCUUUCCAGCCAAUUACGUCAAUCCUAAGGAAGGCGGAGGAGGAGACAAGCCUGUUACCAUAACGACGCCUCCAGUAGUUGCCGUGACGCCGGAUGACACAGCAGAGAAGACGGCAUCACUCACUCGCAAACCAGAGAUAGCUCGCGUCAUUGCUCCAUAUACAGCCACCUCCGCCGAGCAGUUGAGUCUGUCGCUUGGUCAGUUGAUUGGUGUCAGGAAAAAGAAUCCAAGUGGUUGGUGGGAAGGUGAACUUCAGGCACGUGGUAAGAAGAAACAGAUUGGAUGGUUCCCUGCCAACUAUGUGCAGUUAAUGGGUAGUGGUGGAAGCACACCAACCGACUCGGCCCCCGCAUCCAUCCAGGCAUCGAUGGCUGUCCCCACACAGGGGACAGACAGAGCCACAACACCGACAACGCCCACACCUGAUGGAACCUGUCAGGUGAUCACGUUGUACCCCUAUGUCAAGCAGAAUGACGAUGAGCUCUCAUUCCAGAAGGGAAUCGUGGUCAACGUCAUCAGUAAAGAAGACAAGGAUUGGUGGAAAGGAGAACUGAACGGGGCAACAGGAGUCUUCCCUUCCAAUUAUGUACAGGAACUCAGUGAAUCUGGACCGGCCAGCAAAGUCAACUGGACGAAGGAUCUUCAUUUGUUGGAGUCGACGGCACCGAUGGAGAGACAUCGACAAGAAAGCAUCCAUGAACUGAUCAAUACUGAGCAGACUUAUGUCGAUGAUCUUGUCUUAGCAAUAGAGGUUUUUCAGAAGCCGUUAAGUGAGUCGGGAAAGCUAGACGUUCAAGAGAUAUCCAGGAUCUUUGUCAAUUGGAGAGAAAUCAUUCAGUGCAAUAAUAAGCUACUAAAGUCUUUGAGGGUUCGUAAGAAGAUGUCUGGUGAAGGACAGCUAAUCCACAUGAUUGGAGACAUUUUGUGUGAACAGCUUCCUCGUAUGACAGCCUAUAUCCGGUUCUGUAGUUGUCAGCUCAAUGCAUCCAGUUUGCUUCAACAGAGGAUAGACAGUGACCCAGAAUUUAAAGAAUACGUUAAGAAACUAGCUCAGGAUCCUCGAGUCAAAGGCAUGCCAGUCAGUAGUUAUCUCAUCAAGCCCAUGCAGCGAAUAACUCGCUAUCCUCUGCUCAUUAAAAAGAUACUGAAAUACACCGCAGAGACACACCCUGAUCACGCCACUAUACGAGCUGCUCUGGAGAAAGCUGAAGAGUUGUGUCAACAGGUCAACGAAGGAGUCAGAGAAAAGGAGAACUCGGAUAGACUCGAGUGGCUACAGGUGCAUGUAGAUUGCCCUGGAUUAGCAGAGGAGCUGAUUUUCAAUUCGCUGACCAACUGCCUUGGGCCGAGGAAAUAUGUGCACUCUGGAAAACUACAAAAGACUAAGAGUAACAAGGAGUUGUUUGCAUUUCUCUUCAAUGAUUUCCUGCUGUUCACGCAGCCUGUCAAGCCAGGCUUGCUGCCAUUUGUUGCUUCAAACAGUAAACGCACGGUGGAAUAUCGCAUGUAUAGACAACCUCUGUUUCUGAAUGAAGUGGAUGUCAAGUCGGCAAGUGACGCUGGAACCAAUGAUUUUGUCUUCAACAUCAACCACAUUGACAAAGUGUACUCGCUGCGUGGGGAGAGCACCAACGAUAAGAAUCGCUGGAUGGACAAGAUCCAAGCAGCGUCUAAGAAUUACAUCGAGACAGAGAAGAAGAAGAGAGAGAAACUACAGAGAGUCCGUUCCAUGAGAAGUAAAGGAGUUGGAAGACUGUUGGUCGUCAUUAUCGAAGGUCAUGACCUCAAACCGUCCAAUAAUAUUACAGGACGAGCUGAUCCCUAUUGUGAGGUGCGUAUGGGAUCUCAAGAACACCGUACCCGAGUGGUUCCAGAUACCCUCAGACCAGUCUGGGAUGCUUCCAUGCAGUUUACUGUCAAAGACUUGCAGCAGGACGUCUUGUGUAUCACGGUGUACGAUAGGGACCUCUUCUCACCAAACGACUUUCUCGGCAGGACUGAAGUGCGAGUUGCCGAUGUCAUUAAGGAAAGGAAAGGCCGAGAGCCCCUCAACAAACAGCUACUUCUCCAUGAAGUCUCCACUGGUGAAGUCCUCGUUAAGUUGGACUUACAUCUUUACGAUCAGUCAACUUGUUGAUGUCAUUUAUCCGCCCACCUCCUACUUGAAAAAAAGUUUACUGUUGAGGUUGCGGCUAAUCUGACUCGCAUCCCUCAAAUCUCCCCAAGCCAAUCAGAUUAUCAGAACCAAAUGACUGAUUCACAAUGUACAAAUGCAUUUUUAUUUCGCCAAUAGAAGUCUCUCAAAAAUAAAAAAAUGUAGUGAAAACAUUAACCAUGUAGAAAUUACCGUGAACAUGCUGUUCUUGCCAAUGUUGAAGGCUUUGGUUUGAAAUUAUUCCAGGAAAUAUCUGAUCAGACAUUGACUUUAAUAUAUCAUCAUUAGGACUCCAAAGAAGUCUUAUACUCUGAUGAGCUGGAAAACAUUUUUCUGAUUGUUUUUACAAACUUGACACAUGACCAUUCCUGACCAAUGAGAUCAGAGUACCUAAAAUACAAUAUUCCAUUUGGGUUGAGCAUAGCUUUGUUAACUAAUUACGCACAUGUACGUAUAAACAGAUGGUUAUUUAUUUAUGAAUAUUUAAUCCCAAAUUAUUUUGUCUCUUUUUUCGUGGGAUUUAAGCGUUGUUGUGGCUGCAGUUGUGUAGUCCAUUGAAAUUCCAUCCGUGUUGUGUAUACCCCACAUAUGCUUAAUACUUAUUAAACGUGUAUCUUCAGUAUAAGAUGUAGAGAGUUGGACAUGUUUAUCAUGUAUCUCAGUUGUAUGGAUCAAAUGAAAAGUCGUCAGUGUUAGGCACCAGGGUGUUCUUAUUAUAAACUCAAUCAAUGUUGCAAGGCUUGCAGGCUCUUUUCUUGCCUUCUAGGUCUUUGCAACUUUGAACCGUUUUUUGUUUUUCAGAUCAGAGUAACAGUUAUUUCUUCAUAUUUUUCCAUAUAACAAAAUAGAAUUAAUUUGUCCAAUGUGAAGUUGAUUGAAAUACACAGAUUUGUACAUACAGCUGCAUAAUUCAAUGUACAAUAGUUCCUCGGUACUUAUUUUUCUAGAUCAAGGCUUCCGAACCUAAGAUGAGUAAACGUAAUUGGACCAAAACUUGUGGCUUCAGUAAUAGACCGAGUAUUUUGUGAUAAAAUUAGGAACGUCAGUUAUGCCAAUGUUUAUCAAUCAAGUCUUAUUUUCCUGAUUGUUAAAAAAUUAUUUUGGGGUAAUUGUAAGGGCCUUUCAUUAACAACAAACCAAAUUUAAUGUUCAAAACCUUUGCAUCUCUCUGUGUGAAGGAAUAAACUCUUUUUGAAAUUUGAUUUGUAAAUUUUCAACAAUUUAGAAAUUUUCUGUGAUCAGUUUUAACGGAAAAAUUGCAAAAUUACAAAGAAGCCAAGGAACGCACAUUUAACAUAUAGGUUGUUCUUGUCUGUAAUAAACUAUUUGAAGUAAUGGCAAUGUAAAGGCUUUUUACUU